Vicia faba (fava bean) is the source of this 582-nucleotide messenger RNA. The record is from the annotation of a GenBank genome assembly. NCBI's taxonomy places the organism in Eukaryota, Viridiplantae, Streptophyta, Magnoliopsida, Fabales, Fabaceae.
AUGAUCAAGAUAUUGUUGUUAUUUGUUGCUUCUAGCACAAGUCAUUCAAUUGGAUUUCAUUCAGGAGACUCUGCAUUAUGUAUGGAAAUUCAUAAGGACCAAGUUCAACGUAUUAAGGUCUCGCUUGGUUCCUAUCACCAUUUAAAGUUUGGUUCAAUUGAGUUUAUUAUCGUCAAUUCAAAGGUAUUGGCAAUUCAAGUGUCCCCUGCUGCAGUAUCACCCAGUUCCGGUGGGAUAGAUGGCUUAUCACCAGCAGAACUUCAAUCAAGAAUACAAUUAGUUUUUGAGUCCGUGGCUAAGGAUGCUGAUGUGGGUCAGAUCCUGAAGGAUAUUAAACAUCUUGUUGAAGACGCACGUGUUCUUGAAGACGCACAUGAUACAUCCAUACAAGACUCUGCUACUGUCACUCCCCACGAUGUCCCGCCUUCUGGUAUUCCAUGUGAUAAAAAGGAUAAUUCUGAAGAUGCCGGUUCAGUUGCAGAAAAAGAACUCAUUUCAUCCCAAGAACCUACUCAAUAUAUACAAAUAACUUCUGAUGUAGAAUCUGCAAUUUCUCAAAUUCAUGACUUCAUUUGUUCCUAG